Messenger RNA from Microplitis mediator, 710 nucleotides. Its product is annotated as MAPK regulated corepressor interacting protein 2-like. The record is from RefSeq and is a predicted model, not a curated record. NCBI's taxonomy places the organism in Eukaryota, Metazoa, Arthropoda, Insecta, Hymenoptera, Braconidae. Bases 199 to 519 code for a protein of 106 amino acids. The transcript has 4 exons.
UCAAAGCAUAUAUUUUUGUAUAGCCAGUGAUGUAAACUACGCGUGCGAUUGUUUAAGGCGCUAUUAUGUGUCAGUGUUUUUGAUAGUUGUAUGAACAUCGCUAUUUACUAGAUUGUUUUAGACAGUUAUUGAGUUAUUGUUUUAAAAUUAUUUAUUAUUAUUUCAGUGAAUAAUUGAUUUUAUAAUAAAAAUAAUACAAUGAGUGGAAAAUCACAAUCAGUAACAAUUACCGCAAAACGGCCUUCAGUGAAUUCUAUUCAACAUCAAUGUGAGUCAUCUGCUCAACAUUUUGGUCUCAUUGAAUAUAUUUAUGAAUCAUGGAGUUCUGUAUCUAAAGAAUUGGAUAUGUGUCAUAAUCAAUCACAUGGAGAUACCCAAAAUUAUCGGAAUGGAGCGUCUGUUACAUAUUAUCAAGAACGGGAGCCCAAUCCUGAGCUUAAAGAUUUUCAGCCAUUUAAUUUGGAAGCAUGGUGGGGUCAAAGAGUAGUUCAAAGUAUUACCAGAAAUACUAAUUCUUAGUGCCAGGUUUCAAAUUACGAGCAUAGCCGAAUACUUAUUCAAAAGUUUAAAGAACAAAAGAAAAUAAGCAUUUUUGUAUUUAGGGUAUUAUUUAUGUGAGUAACUGAAUUAUGUAAUUGAAUCAGUAAUAAUUUAAAGCUCCAAAGAAGUAAAUUAAGUGAAAAAAAAUAAAGAUACUCAUAUAUAUAUAU